AAAUGACCCUGUCCAGAAGGCUGAAGAGUUACCCAGCAGCCAUGCCUCUGACUGCUGUCCUUGGCUGUAUGUAGCUGAGGUCGUGCUGCCCAAGUUGGGCAGAGUGUGUUGCUACUAAAAAGGCAGAAAAGGUGGCCUUCUGGCUUCUCAUCCUAGGAUCCCUGUCCUGCCCAUCUAUCUACAAGAAGACCUACAAGAUGAUACAAAUGAUUUCAGUAGGCCCUAGGAGGAAAGAUACUCAGUGCCGGGCAUUUGUGAAGAAAAUCGUAACAGGUCAGCUUUUUAAGGUACUUAUGAUUAGCACCGUCUCAUAUAAUGCCUUUCUUAUGGCCUUGUGGACCGAUCAUAAGAUAAGAAGCCGCCUAUUCAGAGUUUUUGAGUUGUCGGAGAUCGUCUUUGUAGGCAUCUACAGUGCUGAGUUUUACCUGAAACUCUAUGUAGACCCCAUCGACUACUGGAAGAAUGGCUACAACUUGUUGGACAUGUUCAUUAUUAUUAUUCUGUCCAUCCCCUAUGCCAUCCGCAAGAUCGAGGGCCCACACCACCCCUACCUGCACUUUGCUGAUGGCAUACAGUCCCUGCGCAUCCUCAAGCUUAUCCCUUAUAGCCGGGGCAUCCGGACACUCAUCACUGCCUUGGGGCAGACAGUCUACACUGUGGCCUCCGUGCUCACCCUGCUCUUCAUCCUGAUGUACAUCUUCGCUGUUUUGGGCUUCUGCCUGUUUGGAGUUCCAGAUAACGGUGACCAGACAAACUGGGGGAAUCUGGCUGUAGCUUUCUUCACCCUCUUCAGUUUAGCCACGGUUGAUGGCUGGACAGACCUGCAGGAGCAGUUGGACAACCGGAAUUUUGUUUUGAGCCGGGCAUUCACCAUCCUCUUCAUCUUGCUUGCCACUUUCAUUUUCCUUAACAUGUUUGUGGGCGUGAUGAUCAUACACACUGAGGACUCCAUUAAGAGGUUUGAACGAGAGCUGAUGUUGGAGAGGCAUGUGACACUCAUGGAAGAGAAGCAGGUGAUUCUGAAGCGACAGCAGGAGGAGGUUAGCAGGCUGAUGCAGACACAGAAAGAUUAUGACCACGCAAGUUUCAGUGAACUGGUGGAGAACUUUAAGAGAACCCUGCAGCACACCGACCCCAUGGUCUUGGAUGAUUUUAGCACUAGCCUACCCUUCAUUGAUGUCUACUUCUCCACUCUGGACAACCAGGAUGCUACUAUCUACAAGCUUCAAGAGCUAUACUAUGAGAUUGUGCACGUGCUGGGCCUGAUGCUGGAAGACUUGCCCCAGAGGAAGCAAGACGAGAACUGGGAAGACAAUGAUGAUGAAUAUUAGCUAGGGUUUGUGCAGUGCGGCACUGGGAAAACGAUGGCAAACCAGGACUGGAGAGCUGGAAGGAGAGAGGAGUUUUCUUGCUUUCUUGGCCAGCUCCUGUGGUGGAGAAUCAGGGUAAUGGGCAAAAUAGAGAGACCGUUAGAAGACCAGCAAGGCUGGGUUAAUCUACACCACAAAGAGCCUGAGCAAGGGAGGGAAGAAGGAAGUAAAAGUUGAGGGGACUUCUGGACAGUGGCCCUGCCAGCUGGCAUGUCAGCCCUGGGGAGGUUUGAGGGUUAAGAAUGGGAUCUCCAUUGAUGUUCUCUGGGAGAGGCAAAUAAUGAUUGGAAUUAUCUUAAAAUUACUCUUGGUUGCUGUACUGUACC
Molecule: messenger RNA, 1696 nt
Organism: Otolemur garnettii (small-eared galago)
Lineage: Eukaryota; Metazoa; Chordata; Mammalia; Primates; Galagidae
Gene: CATSPER3
Product: cation channel sperm associated 3
Exons: 9
Coding region: 198-1331 (377 amino acids)
Biological process (GO): transmembrane transport; monoatomic ion transport
Cellular component (GO): membrane
Molecular function (GO): monoatomic ion channel activity
Source: RefSeq, a predicted model, not a curated record